UCCCCUCUUCGCAUUUGAAGAAAUACCUCAAACAAGUGAGCACCUACAAUAGAACACAGUCCUCGCUGCUCUAUUAAAUAUUUAAUUUAAACCCAUUAUAAAAAUAACAAUAAUAAUAAUAAUAAUAAUAACAAACAGGACUUGGACUAAAGCUUACAAUUUAAUCCUGGUGCCGGAGCCCCCCCUCAGAGUCCUACUCUUUCUCCUUAACCCUGUAACUUAUUCGAAUCGAACACUUACUUUGUUGAGUACAGAGCUCGGGGUACUACAAAACCUCUUUCUCUCUUUAACUUAAAUCCAACGCGUGGUAUUACUCGACAGUUAACGAGCGAAACUGACGCGGGACAGGACUCCUGCACCUGGACAGCUAUCAUUUGUAUUCUUAAUUAAUUAGUCCUGUUGUUUUUACAAUUGUUGUUGUUCUUCGUUAAUAAUAAUUAUUAUUAUAACAUUUUGUUAAUUGUUUUUAAAAAUUGUGGUUCGUAAAGUUUUUUAAAAAACUGUUUUUAUUUUAUCAAAAAGGAGCCAUGAGACUUACCGCCAUAUUUGCCGUAAUCAUGACGGUGUUAGCAAGCGCAAUGGGAAUCCCAUAUGACUACAACUCAUUUUUCUCGGAUUUCGGGCCUUACUACCGAGCCGUAACACCGAUGAGAGAUCCUCGAUCUAACACCGGACCUGUACUAUUUCCACGAGGACCAGAACCAGACCGGGUGGAAACCAGCGGCGUAAUAGUAGGAGCCAGCGGUUUUGGAUUUGUGCCACCAAACUCAGGUUUUUGGGCAUACUACUUCUAACAAAAGACUUGACGCUGGUAAGCCAUCGAAGGUGAACGCCCUCCAUCU
This is a messenger RNA of Cotesia glomerata, 842 nucleotides long. RefSeq lists its product as uncharacterized. The record is from RefSeq and is a predicted model, not a curated record. Bases 528 to 794 code for a protein of 88 amino acids. The transcript is spliced from 4 exons. NCBI's taxonomy places the organism in Eukaryota, Metazoa, Arthropoda, Insecta, Hymenoptera, Braconidae.